UGGUCAAUGCAGGAUCACAGGGAGAUGUGAAUGUGCCUUGAAGGUUCUUCCAUUGAAGGCUAUGCUGCUCCUGCACAGGGAGGUGGGCUGCAGGUCCUGCUUUUGCUGCUUAGGUCCCAAAUUAACCCCUCUAAUUGAGAACAAAGGACACAGGGGGAAGCUGGGACUCCUUUGCCCGUCUGCCCGCACCAGCCCUUUGUAUUGGAAUAGCAGGAGUUGGACACCUAUGAGAUAAGCCCUCACUGACAACCAAGGCUGGAGCACAUGGACUGUGGCUAUUAACCAGAUCCCAUUCACUCGGUAUCAUCCAACCCAUCAGCGACCCCAAUUUUUUUUUAACCCUUAAAACAUUGCAGCUGGAACCCUGGAUAACAGCGAAGCUGAAGAACUCGUUGGGUAAUGGAGGAGUAUUUCAUGGAGGGCGGCCAUGUGUGGCUUGUUGUAAAUGGCACUUUGGUCCCGGCUACGGUCACCUCUUGCAGUGAUGGAGAUGUCCUGUUUACUAGUGACUAUGGACAGGAGUUCAUGUACCCCCGGAGUGCCCUCACCAGGGAUUUGGUGCUGCCGAUGCAUCAGAGUAACAGGGAAGGCGUGGAGGACAUGUCCUUGCUGUCGGACCUGCAUGAAGCCGCCAUCAUGUUGAAUCUUCAUCAACGUUACACAGUUGACAAAAUCUAUACCAAUAUCGGUUCUAUUCUGGCCUCAGUGAAUCCUUACAAACAAAUUGCAGGGUUGUACGAUGAGAGUGCAGUGGAUUUAUACAGUCGCCAUCAUUUAGGGGAACUUCCACCCCACAUAUUUGCUAUAGCCAAUGAGUGUUACCGCUGCUUGUGGAAGAGACAUGACAGCCAGUGCGUCCUCAUAAGUGGAGAGAGCGGUGCUGGCAAAACAGAGAGCACAAAACUGCUCCUUAAAUUCCUAUCAUCCAUGAGUCAGAGCUGCGCAGGAGACAAUCGGACACAUGUGGAGGAGGCCAUCAUGGAGAGCAGCCCGAUCCUCGAAGCUUUCGGAAAUGCCAAGACGGUUUACAAUAACAACUCGAGCCGCUUCGGAAAAUUCAUCCAGCUGCACUUCUCCCAGCAGGGCCACAUCCAGGGGGGCCGCGUGAUGGACUAUCUCCUGGAGAAGACCCGAGUGACACGGCAGAGUCCCGGAGAGAGGAACUAUCACAUAUUCUAUGCUCUGCUUGCUGGGGCCAGUAAAGAAGAAAGAGAAGGGCUCUCCCUCUCGGAUCCUCACUCCUAUCAGUAUCUCAACUCCUCCGGGUGUGUGACGGCCGAAGGCCUCAAUGAUAGAGACCUGUAUAAUAAAGUUUUGACGGCGCUGCAAGUGAUGGAUUUCAGCGAUGAAGAAAUCCGGGAGGUGUGGAAGCUGCUUUCUGGCACGCUGCAACUGGGGAAUAUGGAGUUCAUGACAGCAGGGGGCGCUCAGAUCACAAGCAAAGCAGUUUUGAGCGAUGUCGCCGAUCUUCUGGGAUUGGAUUCCUUCCAGCUUUCAGAGGUCCUCACCCAGAGAUCCAUGAUUUUAAGGGGGGAAGAGAUCAGUUCCCCUCUGACAGUCGAGCAGGCUAUAGACUCCCGAGACUCUUUGGCGAUGGCGCUCUACGCUCAGUGUUUCUCCUGGCUGCUGGGGAAAAUUAACGCUCGUAUUAAGGGAAAGGAAAACUUCAAAUCUAUCGGGAUUCUGGAUAUUUUUGGAUUUGAAAACUUCCAGGUGAACCGGUUUGAGCAGUUUAAUAUUAAUUAUGCCAACGAGAAGCUGCAGGAAUAUUUCAACAAACACAUAUUUUCCCUGGAACAGCUGGAAUAUAACAGGGAAGGGAUACACUGGGAAGCGAUUGACUGGAUGGACAAUGCAGAAUGUCUGGAUCUAGUGGAAAAGAAACUCGGUUUGUUGGCUUUGAUCAAUGAGGAGAGUCGUUUUCCGAAAGGCACAGACUUCACCCUGCUCGAGAAGCUCCAUAACCAGCAUGCUAACAACCCACAUUACGUGAAGCCUAGAGUUACUGAGAACCAGUUUGGCAUCAAGCACUAUGCAGGGGAGGUCACGUACGAUGUCGCCGGCUUCCUGGAGAAGAACAGGGACACCUUCCGUGAUGACAUUUUGAACAUGCUGAGAGACAGCAGGUUGGAUUUUAUCUAUGAUCUAUUUGAAAAAGUCUCCAGCAGAUGUGGGGGGGAAACACUGAAGAUGGGGACAAUGAAGAAGAAGCCGACAGUCAGUUCUCAGUUCAGGGAAUCCCUCCAUUCUCUCAUGGCAAUGCUGAAUACCUCAAACCCCUUCUUCAUCCGAUGCAUAAAAGCCAAUACUGAGAAGCUGCCGGAUAAGUUCAGCCCGGACGUGGUCCUAAAUCAGUUGAGAUAUUCCGGAAUGUUGGAGACGGUGAAGAUCAGGAGGGCCGGGUAUCCCGUCCGCAGGCAGUACUCAGACUUCAUGAGCAGGUACAAGAUGUUUCUGAAGAAUAUUACCAGUACUGACGACGUUCGGGGAAAAUGUGCGGCUCUCCUGCAGACCUUUGACGAGUCUAAAAAAGAAUGGCAGCUUGGAAAAACUAAGGUGUUCCUCAAAGAGUCGCUGGAGCAGCGUCUGGAGAAGAGUCGGGAUCAGGAGCUGAGGAGAGCGGCUUUGGUCAUCCGAGCCUACAUCCAGGGAUACAUUGCCAGGAAGCAUUAUAAGCACGUGCGUCUCAACAUCAUCACAAUUCAGAAGAAUUAUCGCGCUCAUUUCUGGAAAACCGUGUACCUUAGGCUCCGACACUCUGCUCUGCAGCUUCAGAAGCACUGGCGCGGGAGGACUGCGAGACGCCUGUAUCAGCAGAUGCUGGAGGAGGAGAGGAGGCGACGAGAGGAGGAAGAGAGAAAGCGGAAAGAAGAGGAGGAAAGACGGAGGCAAGAACUGGAAGAGCAAAGAAAGAUGGAGGAAGAGCGGAAAAGACGAGAGGAGGAAGAGAGAAGGGAGCAGGAGAGGCUGGAGGCUGAGCUAAGGGCUGCUCAGGAAGAACAGGAGAAAGCUCGGAACCUAGAGAACCUCCUUCUACAAGAAGAGGAACAACGACAGAUGGACGAGAUCUUGAGACUGGAAAAAGAGAUUGAGAAAUUGCAACACCAACAGAAGAUAGAGGGAGUGUCCAUCACCUGUACGGACACACGUAAUGAGCUGACUCGACAGCGGGAGGAACAGAUCCAUAAGCUGGAGAAGGAAGCAUCUCGGGUGGCUCAAGAAUUCCUGGAACUUUUGGACUUUGGGAACUUGGAUGAGAGUGCUAACAGCUUAGAGAAUGGAGUUGAUGGAACCAUGAAUGUGGAUGGUAGUUUGGUGGCACCUUUGGCUGAAGAGGAGAUAGAUGAAGGAUUUCACGCGGAUGAUGAGAUGUUACCGCCUCCACCCCCAAUGUUGCUUUUAGAAGAUGAUGAUGAUGUCUUUAAGACCAGCGAGAGCUUCUCAGAGAAUGGAACCUACACGCAAAUUCCCGGCAACUCCACGGAUUCACAAGUUUCUCCUCUAGAGCCUCCAUCUACUCAAGAUGUAUAUAGCGCCCUCUCUGACAAGUCUGAGAGCAUUUAUCAAUGUCUAUCGGAUGUCCAGAGCAACAGCGACGAGGCCCAAGAGCCCAUUUACAGCUACCCCCCUGAUGUGGAGUCAGACUAUGACCAUGAAGAGUUUGAUGAAGGUCCACCAGGUUCUACAGAUGCCAGGAACUCAAGUGAUGGUCACUUAACGGAUGAGGAGAUUCUUCGUAUCUCCAAGCCUGGCAGCUAUGGCUCACAGUGUGGCAGUCUGGAUUCGUUCUUGGACAGUGAUGAAGAAGCAGACAGCCAUAUUGACACUGAUGAAGAGCUGAUGACCUCACGCGUCACUCUGUUUAAUGGAGGGGGCCCACCCUAUUUUCACAGUUACCUGUAUAUGAAAGCCGGUGGCCUUAUGAACAUGUGGAGACGUCGGUGGUGUGUCCUCAAAGACGAAACCUUCAUGUGGUUCCGGACUAAGCAGGAAGCUUUGAAAUCAGGCUGGCUCUACAAGAAGGGUGGUGGGAUGUCCACUUUGUCCCGACGCAACUGGAAACGUCGCUGGUUUGUGCUACGAGAAUCCAAGCUGAUGUACUUUGAGAACGAUAGCGAAGAACGUCUAAGAGGGACCAUCGACGUCCGCACAGCCAAAGCCAUCAUUGAUAUCCAUGAGAAGGAGAACGCUCUGGAUAUUGUGACCGAGGAGCGAACGUAUCAUAUCGUGGCAGAGACUCCUGAAGACGCGAGCGGCUGGUUCAAUGUCCUGAGCAGAGUUCACAGCGCGACCUCCCAACAGCUGCGAGAUAUGAGGGAUGAACAAGCCAACCCCAAGAAUGCUGUGGGAACCCUGGAUGUGGGGCUUAUCGAUUCUGUCUGCGCCUCAGACUGUCCUGAUCGACCCAACUCCUUUGUAAUAAUCACUGCAAACCGGGUCAUCCACUGCAACACGGAUAUCCCCGAGGAGAUGCACCACUGGAUCUCUCUGCUGCAGAAGCCUCGAGGGGAGGCCAAGGUGGACGGACAGGAGUUUCUUGUGAGAGGUUGGCUCCAUAAAGAAGUCCAGAACAGCAACAAAAUGGCGUCCCUCAAAUUAAAACGGCGCUGGUUUGUGCUGACCCGGAAUGCUCUAGAUUAUUACAAGUCCUCCGAGCGAAUGGCAUCCAAACUGGGCACCCUGGUCCUGAACAGCCUGUGCUCUGUGGUGCAGCCUGAUGAGAAGACUCACACGGAGACAGGAUAUUGGAACAUUGUCGUGUACGGGAGGAAACAUUCCUACAGAUUGUAUACCAAGCUGCUGAAUGAGGCCAUGAGGUGGGCCAACGCCAUCCAGGGAGUGAUCGACAGCAAAGCCCCCAUAGAGACUCCGACCCAGCAACUCAUCCGGGACAUCAAGGAGAACAGCCUAAACAGUGAAGCUGUGGAGCAGACCUACAGAAGAAACCCCAUCUUAAGAUACACCCAGCAUCCUUUGCACUCGCCACUUCUACCUCUGCCUUAUGGGGACAUCAACCUCAGUUUGCAAAAGGAAAAAGGUUACACCACGCUGCAGGACGAGGCGGUGAGGAUCUUCAACUCUCUCCAGGAGAUCGAGACCGUCCCUGAUCCAGUCCCUAUAAUCCAGGGCAUCCUGCAGACCUGCCAGGACCUGAAACCCUUAAGAGAUGAAGUUUAUUGCCAGCUGAUCAAACAGACCAAUCAUGUCCCUCAACCCAACAGCCCGGGCAACCUGCGCCACUGGCAGCUGCUCACGUGUAUGAGCUGUACCUUCCUGCCCGGCCGAGACAUCCUGCGCUACCUUAAAUUCCACCUUAAGAGGGUGCGGGACAGCUUCCCUGGCACUGAAGUUGAACAGUUUGCUCACUUCAUCGUUGAUGCUCUGAAGAAAACGAAAUGUAGGGAGCUGGUUCCAUCACAAGAAGAGAUCUCGGCACUGCUGACACGCAGCAACAUGACCACAUCGGUUUACUGUCAUGGCGGAGGUUCCUGCCAGAUCAGUAUUAAUUCUCACACCACAGCAGGAGAGGUGGUGGAGAAAUUAAUCCGUGGACUGUCUAUGGAUGACAGCCGUAACAUGUUUGCCCUCUUUGAACGCAACAAACAGACAGACCGGGCAGUGGAGAGUCGGGUGAUCGUGGCGGACGUACUUGCAAAGUUUGAAAGACUUGCCGGCACAGGAGACGAGGAGGAGGAAUCUGCUCAGUGGACUCUGUAUUUCAAACUCUACUGCUUCCUGGACGUGCAGAGCGUUCCUAGAGAGGGCGUGGAGUUUGCCUUCAUGUUUGAGCAGGCUCAUGAAAGUCUAACAAGUGGUCACUUCCCAGCCCCAGAAGACACUUUACAACACUUAGCGGCCUUAAGAUUGCAAUAUCAGCAUGGAAACUUUGCUAAAGUUUCAUGGUCCCUGGAAAAUGUCUACCCUGUUCAGAGACUAAAGAACAAAAUUCUUCAGGCCACUAAAACCAGCAGCACCACGUCUGGUCAGACCCUGGAGAGGAGGAGAACCAGCUUUCUAGAGGGGACCUUGAAACGUGGCUUCAAAGUGGGCUCUAUGAAGAAACAGAAGAUGGAGGAAGAACAGAUGAUGGAGAUGUGGGUGAAAGAGGAACUGUCAGCAGCACGUACCAGUAUAGCGGAGAAAUGGAGUCGUCUUCAUGGGAUGUCCCAGCACCAGGCAAUGGUGAAUUAUAUGACGAUUGUUACUGAGUGGCCGGGAUAUGGAUCCACGCUGUUUGAUGUCGAGUAUAAAGAAGGAGGAUUUCCCAAUGAUUUGUGGCUGGGGGUCAGCACAGAGAAUGUCUCUGUUUACAAACGUGGAGAUCCAAAGCCCCUGGAGACGUUUCAGUAUGAGCACAUCAUCUUCUUCGGGGCUCCUCAGCCCAACACCUUUAAGAUUACAGUAGACGACAGAGAAAUGUUUUUUGAAACGACCCAGGUGGGAGAGAUCACCAAGAUCAUGAGAGCCUACAUCAACAUGAUUGUGAAGAAGCGCUGCAGCGUCAAGUCUGUAACAAGCCAGGACAGUCAAUUCAGCAGCUGGGCCAGGUGACCAAAUACGCCCCCUAGUGGUGGCAUUCCGGGACAUUCCCAGACCCAGUGACUAUAGCGUAACUGAUUUGGUGAUUACGUGACCUGCACAAUACACAGGAAUAAUAUGAGCGGUUCCCGAUCAACAUCGUAGACUGCAAGGAGGCAGAACCCUCUGAAGAACUUUUUGUAUUUAUGUGUCCAGACCUGGAGUAAGAGGAUAACCUGUCACAACCUCCUUGCACAACAGACUGGAGCCUUGAAUAUUCAAGGCGACUUUUAUUUCUGUAAAAUGGCUGUGAAAAAACAUCCUCCUUUUUUUCUAUUAAAAAUUCUGUCUUCCUGCUGAAGAUGUGACGUUGGGCCACCUCAGCUCCAGCUCAAUCUUCUGAAUCCUUCUCAGGGAUUUUCAAGAUUUGCAGGGGGCGUAUCUCCCACAGCUGGUAUUUGAUGAAGACAUUGAUGGAGGCCCAAGCUUUUGUUUCCAGUGGAGAUUGGAUAGUAUUAGUUACCCCCCCCCCCCCCGCCAUUGUGGACAAUCCCUGGUAGGACAGGGAAGGUUCUUCUCCGUUCUGUGCUUAUGAGAUCACCUCUGUAACAUAUGAAGAACAUGGAGUAUUAUUUAUUUUUUAAACUAUUCCGUCUUCCCGAUGCCACUAUGGCGCUCUCCUGUACAGGUGGCAUCAUCAUCCUCCAUAUUACAGUACGUGCUAUGUAGCAUUCGGUGACAGGCGCACCCUGGGGUAAGACUCCUCAUAUCCAGAGGACACAAACACACUCCUAUUAUACAGUGUUCCUGUUUUUAAUUGUCCGGUGCUGUAUUUAAGACCAUCGGUUACUUCAAUGGAGACUACUAAUCCCAUGGUGUCAUAUCUGAGAGACGUAUCUUUAUAGGAAUAUUCUGGGCAAAACUGGUGCACUCUGUUAUACCUAAAGCAGGGCCUCAGAGGCGGAGCAUGAUACAGGGAUUCAAACACCAGUGAGAGAAUUUUUGUCUCAUGCUCCACCCCCGCAGAGCGAGCACUAGGCAUAAAACAGUGAUUUAGAGUGGUCCUUUAAACUCUCCUUCAGACAAUCAUGGCACAGGGAUCAAAACUCUUUAAUGCACAAUGCCUCAUAAAGUAUUAUAGGGGUUGUCCAGGAUUAGGAAAACAUGGCUGCUUUGUUCCAGAAACUCCACACUUUCCCACAGGUUGCCUGUGGUAUUGCUGUCCGGCCCCAUUUACUUCAGUGGAGCUGAGCUGCAAUACCAGACACAACCCAUGAACAGGUGUGGCCCUAUUUCUAGAAGACAACAGCCAUGUUUUUCCAGUCCUGGUCCUAUCCUUUUCACAUGGACUCCUCUGCACCUACAGGUGAACACAGUAUAUAUUGCCAUCCAAUGCCAACCAGGGGAAGUAUCUAUUUUUUUUUUUUCUGGUUGGCGAAUGGAGGCCAUUGGGUUAUGUCUGUCUGACCUCUGCGGCCUCAGUCUUAGACCGUGCUUCUGGGCUGCUGCAGGCGGUGGUGCCCAGGAUUGAAUGUAUCUCGCUUCUUAUGAUAGAUGGUGGAGUUGACUGUUACUGCAUUUACAUUAUACUGCUAAUAAAUUAUUACGUUUAUUGAU
Molecule: messenger RNA, 8136 nt
Organism: Bufo bufo (common toad)
Lineage: Eukaryota; Metazoa; Chordata; Amphibia; Anura; Bufonidae
Product: unconventional myosin-X-like
Exons: 41
Coding region: 400-6552 (2050 amino acids)
Biological process (GO): signal transduction
Cellular component (GO): cytoskeleton; myosin complex
Molecular function (GO): protein binding; cytoskeletal motor activity; ATP binding
Source: RefSeq, a predicted model, not a curated record